AUGUUAUCCAACAGUCGUAACGGUAGGUCUUCACAUGACCACCUUCGCUUAUGUGAACAGGUGAGUAGAUUGGAAUUCGAAUAUGAAAGACUAAAGAAAGAUGCCAGCAUUUACCAUAAUCUCCAUGAGCAGCUUCAGCUGUCAUCGUGCUACAAACUGGUAACGAUCUUCUGUUCUGCUCACAAGCAAACACCUUUGCCCCCGUGA
This is a messenger RNA of Triticum turgidum subsp. durum (durum wheat), 207 nucleotides long. Lineage: Eukaryota; Viridiplantae; Streptophyta; Magnoliopsida; Poales; Poaceae. The record is from the annotation of a GenBank genome assembly.